Colletotrichum graminicola M1.001 is the source of this 1551-nucleotide messenger RNA. Its product is annotated as major facilitator superfamily transporter. Bases 1 to 1551 code for a protein of 516 amino acids. The record is from RefSeq and is a predicted model, not a curated record. Gene Ontology annotation, biological process: tripeptide transport; transmembrane transport; dipeptide transport. Gene Ontology annotation, molecular function: dipeptide transmembrane transporter activity; allantoate transmembrane transporter activity. Gene Ontology annotation, cellular component: plasma membrane. NCBI's taxonomy places the organism in Eukaryota, Fungi, Ascomycota, Sordariomycetes, Glomerellales, Glomerellaceae. The transcript is spliced from 2 exons.
AUGGGGUCGCCAUCGGACGUCCAGCAGAACCCUCCUCCCGCCAAGUCGCAGGCUGGUGAACGGCAGCAUGUCGACAGCAGUAUGGCUAAGAGGGUUGUUCGAAAGAUCGACCUCAACCUCAUUCCACUGCUCUUCAUCACGUACAUGCUCAACUUCAUGGACAAGACGAUCCUGUCGAGCGCGGCCGUGUUUGGUCUCAGAGACGACACCAAACUCAAGGGUCAGGACUACAGCUGGGUGUCAAGCAUCUUCUAUUUUGGCUACUUUGCCUGGACGUAUCCCACGUCGAUCCUCAUCGCACGCCUGCCUGUCGCCAAGUACAUGACCGCCAACACCUUCUUCUGGGGCGCCGUCGUCGCGCUCACAGCCGCGUGCACCAACUACGGCGGCCUGCUCACCGUCCGCUUCCUCCUCGGCGUCGCUGAGGCCACAAUCACCCCGGCCUUCAUGUUCCUCACCUCGACGUGGUACACCCGUGACGAGAUCCCCACCCGCACCGGCAUCUGGUUCGCCGGGAACAGCGUCGGCGGCCUCGUGGCCUCCUUUGUCGCUUUCGGCUUCGGCCACGUCUCCGACGACCACGAGGUCGGCCCCUGGCGCUCGAUGUACAUCCUGCUCGGCGUCCUGACAUUCGUUUGGGCUUUCGUGCUCUGGAUCUGGCUGCCCGACACCAUCGCCAAGGCACGCUUCCUCACCACCGACGAGCGCCGGUACGCGGCCGACCGCGUGGUCAUCGCUGGCACCGGCUCAACGGCCAAGACACUCUGGAAAUGGGACCAGGCAAUGGAAUGCUUGAUCGAUCCCAAGACUUGGUUCAUAUUUGGUCUCGAGAUCAUCACGCAGAUCCCCAACGGCGGUACCCAGAACUUUGCCAAUCUCGUCAUCAAGUCAUUCGGCUUCACGAGCCUGCAGUCGACCCUCAUCAAUAUCCCCUACUCGCUGCUCACAGCCGGCGUCAUCGCCGGAACCGGCUGGAUUGCAGGCCGCUACCGCAAGAUGAACUGUAUCUUGAUCGCCAUCAUCGUUCUUCCGUGCAUCACGGGUUCGGCUAUCAUUUACUCUCGCGAGAGCGUCAGUAGCGGCGUCCAGCUGUUCGGCUACUUCCUCCUCGCGCCCGGGCCCGCUGCCAUGCCGCUAGCCAUGUCUCUAGUCCAGGCCAACUAUCGCGGCGUGACCAAGAAGAUGACAAUGUCUGCGUUGCUGUUUCUGGCUUACUGCGCCGGUAAUAUCGCCGGCCCUCAGUUCUUCAAAGCUUCCGAGGAGCCACACUACAACACCGCCUUCCGGACCAUCAUGAUCUGUUACGCGCUUGUCGUGUUUCUAGCGCUCGGCUUGAGGUUCUACCUGCAAUGGAUUAAUGCCAAGCGCACCAGGGAGGAGGGAUACGAGGGUAGCGCCGGAGGCGCGGGUGCUGUUGGCGGCGGCAAGGUAAUGCAAGCGGAUGGGAAUGCGAACGAUGUUGCGGAUAUGGUUGAUCAAGUUGAGCUGCGUCCCGAAGACUACGAGGAUGUGACGGACUGGAAAACUGCCGGUUUUAGGUACCGCCUGUGA